CAACGUUCACCAACACUUUUCGCGGUUGCGUUCGCGUAGAAGUUUCUGAUUUAUUGUGUUUUUAUUCAACGUUUUUGCGAAUAAAAUGAACUGGUUUUUGCAGCUGCUUAAAGGGGCGUGAAAAGGUUCGACCGUUUUUGAAUAAAGAAAUCAGUGCUAAAAUCGGUGAAAUAAAAAGAAAGCAAAACAUUCUGCGGCACUUGUGUGCGCGUAUGCGUGUGCGUGUGUAGGUGUAAGCGUUGGCGGUGUUUGUGUGUGCGUGUCAACAUUUGAGGCAAAAAUUGAUAAUUUGGUCUGAGAAAGUGCAAGAAAGUGGGUUUUAAGGCAUUUAAACCAAUCAAAUUGCGCAUUUUUUGUAGUACUCACUUUCUGUGAAAGCUGGCGCGCCUGCGCCUUUUUAUUAUAUUAUAUUUUUGCCUGCCUACGUGUCCAAAAAAAACCGGAAAGUUUCCCAAAAACGCCUAAAAACCCCCUAAAAUGUGGGGUUUUUGCAUAAUUCUGAUCCUGGCCUGCGCAGCCGGGGAAUACAGUGAAGUGCAGGUGAUCCAGGAAAUGGAUAACUUCCUGGAGAAUCCCCACUAUCUAAAGAACCAGGAAAUCGGAGAACUCUUCACUCAGCUGGCCAAGGAUUAUCCCGAUUUGGCACAGGCCUACACGAUAGGAAAAUCCCUGGAGGAUCGACCUAUUUACGCCCUGGCCUUAAGUGCACCCACCGCGGAGUCCAAAAAUGGAGAUCUUCUGAGGCCCAUGGUAAAGCUGGUGGCAAACAUUCGGGGCGAUGAAACGGUGGGUCGUCAGAUGGUUCUCUAUAUGGCCGAAUACCUGGCCACCCAUUACGAGGGCGAUUCGGUGGUCCAGGACCUGCUCAAUCGAACCGAGAUCCACUUUCUGCCCACCUGCAAUCCCGAUGGAUUUGCCAAAGCCCAGGAGGGCAACUGCGAAUCACUGCCCAAUUAUGUGGGUCGUGGCAAUGCGGCCAAUAUAGAUUUGAAUCGCGAUUUUCCCGAUCGCCUGGAACAGAGUCAUGUCCACCAGUUGCGCGCCCAAUCCCGCCAACCGGAGACGGCGGCCCUGGUCAAUUGGAUCAUUAGCAAACCCUUUGUGCUCUCUGCCAAUUUCCAUGGUGGAGCCGUUGUGACCAGUUAUCCCUACGACAACUCCUUAGCCCACAACGAGUGCUGCGAGGAGAGUUUGACCCCGGAUGAUCAGGUCUUUAAGCAGUUGGCCCACACUUAUUCGGAUAACCAUCCGAUUAUGAGUAAGGGCAACAACUGCAACGAUAGCUUCACAGGUGGCAUCACUAACGGAGCCAAUUGGUAUGAGCUUUCCGGUGGAAUGCAGGACUUCAACUACGCUUUUAGCAACUGUUUUGAGCUGACUAUCGAGUUGUCAUGCUGCAAAUACCCGGCGGCCAGCACCUUGCCCCAAGAAUGGCAGCGAAACAAGGGAUCGCUGCUGCAGCUGCUGCGCCAGGCGCAUAUCGGGAUCAAGGGUCUAGUUAAGGAUGCCAGCGACUUCCCAAUAGCCGAUGCCAGCAUCUAUGUGUCCGGACUGGAGGAAAAACCCAUGCGCACCUCGAAACGUGGAGAAUACUGGAGGCUGUUGACUCCGGGUCUCUAUAGCGUGCAUGCUGCCGCCUUUGGUUACCAGACUAGUGCCCCUCAGAAAGUCCGGGUGACCAACGAUAACCUGGAGGCCUUGCGCCUGGACUUCAAGCUGACGCCCGUCGAGACGAACUUUGAUGGCAACUUCCGGAAGGUAAAGAUGGAACGCUCGGAGCCGCCAGAGAAGCGCAAGGAGCAGUUUGAUGGAUUCCUGACCCCCACUAAGUUCGUACACCACAACUAUACGGCCAUGGAAAGCUACCUGAGGGAGAUCUCCGCCAGCUAUCCAUCGCUCACCCGUCUCUACAGCAUUGGCAAGAGUGUCCAGGGCCGAGAUCUUUGGGUGCUGGAGAUCUUUGCCACCCCGGGUUCCCAUGUGCCGGGAGUGCCGGAGUUUAAAUAUGUGGCCAAUAUGCAUGGCAACGAGGUGGUGGGCAAGGAAUUGCUGUUGCUCCUCACCAAAUACAUGCUGGAACGCUAUGGCAAUGAUGAUAGGAUAACCAAGUUGGUGAAUGGCACCCGGAUGCACUUCCUGUACAGCAUGAACCCCGAUGGCUAUGAGAUAUCCAUCGAAGGUGAUCGAACCGGCGGAAUUGGACGAGCGAAUGCCAAUCACAUUGAUUUAAACAGGAAUUUCCCGGAUCAAUAUGGCACAGAUAGGUACAAUAAGGUUACGGAACCCGAGGUGGCCGCCCUGAUGAACUGGACCCUGUCGCUGCCGUUUGUCCUGUCCGCCAAUCUCCAUGGUGGCUCCUUGGUGGCCAACUAUCCCUUUGACGACAACGAAAAUGAUUUCAAUGAUCUGUCUAUGAGGCUGAGGAAUUCCAGUAUCAACGGACGCAAGGCCAAUCCCACGGAGGACAAUGCGCUGUUCAGACAUCUGGCCGGGGUCUAUGCCAAGGCACAUCCCACCAUGCACUUGGGCCAGCCGUGUGAGCUCUUCCGCAAUGAGUUCUUUGCCGAUGGCACCACCAACGGUGCUCAGUGGUACAGUGUCACUGGGGGAAUGCAGGACUGGAACUAUGUGAGGGCGAAAUGCCUGGAGCUGACCAUCGAAAUGGGUUGCGAUAAGUUCCCGAUGGCGGCGGAACUUCCUCAAUAUUGGCAUGAUCAUCGGGAACCCCUGCUCCAGUUUAUUGAGCAGGUGCAUCACGGCAUCCAUGGAUUUGUGCACAGUACCAUUGGCACUCCGAUCGCAGGAGCUGUUGUUCGAUUGGAUGGCGCCAAUCACUCGAGCUACAGUCAAACCUUUGGGGAUUAUUGGAAGCUGGCGCUGCCCGGUCGACACAAUCUCACCGUUUUGGGUGACAACUAUGCUCCGUUGAGGGUGGAAGUGGAGGUGCCCGAGGGCGAGCCCUAUGAGAUGCGCAUGGAUGUCACCCUCAUGCCCGACGAUCCGCAGCACUGGGCCUCCGCCAAUGACUUCCGGAUUAUCGAGAACGUGGUCAACACACGGUAUCACACCAACCCGGAGAUUCGUUCACGCCUGGCGGAGCUGGAGAACCAAAAUGGACAGAUUGCCAGCUUUGGUUAUGCCGACAACGAGUUCAGCACCUACUUUAACUACCUGAAGAUGACCUCUGAUAUUGGUGAACCCGACGAGCACAAGUAUAAGCUCUUGGUGGUGAGUUCCCUGUACGAUACAGCUGCUCCCUUGGGCAGAGAAAUUGUGCUCAACCUGGUGCGACAUCUCGUGGAGGGUUUCAAGUUGCAGGAUGCCUCUGUGGUCGAUCUGCUGAAGCGCAGUGUUAUCUAUUUCCUGCCGCAGACUAACAAAUUCCAGGAUGUCUUCAACAUGUACAACGCCAACUCCUCCGUUUGCGAUCCCGUGCUGGGUGAUGAGCUGGCGGAACGCAUCCUGAAUCCAGAGACAGAUCAGGCGAAGGACAUGUUUCUACAGUUUCUCCGCAGCGAGCACUUUGAUUUGAUGCUUACCUUCGGAGCGGGCAGCUCUGAAUUGAGUUAUCCCAAGGGCGACUCGGUGCUGGAGAAGUUUGCCCAUGGAAUGCAGCGGACGGAGUUCAACUACUCGCCCCUUCAGUGCCCUCCAUCCGCCACGAGGCAGGCGCACCGGGAGACCACGGAGAGAUUGACCAAUCUGAUGUACCGCAUGCACAACCUGCCCGUUUACACCUUGGGCCUCUCCUGCUGCCGCAUGCCGCACCACAAGCAAAUUGCGUCCGUUUGGCGCAAGAACAUCGAUAAGAUCAAGAACUUCUUGGCGCUGGUUAAAACAGGAGUGAGUGGCCUGGUGCAGAGCGACAAGGGUCAGCCGCUGAGGGAGGCCUUUGUGCGCUUGUUGGAGCACCAAAGGAUCAUCAAUGUUACGAAGAAUGCAGCCCGAUUCCAGUUGAUGCUGCCCCACGGUCUCUACGGCUUGGAAGUAACCGCUCCCAAUUACGAGUCCCAAAUUAUCAAAGUGAACAUACAAGAUGGUCAGAUCACGGACUUGGGCACCAUACGCAUGAAUCCAUUUACGCUGAUUCGCGGAGAGGUGGUGGAGUUGCAGAACAAGGCCAGCGGUGCCACCACUAGCAUUGCGGGAAUGGUGCUGGAUGAGAGCAAUCAUCCUGUGCGCAAUGCCAAGGUUUCAGUGGUGGGGCAAACGCAAUUGCGGAACUUCACCAACAGCAUGGGACAGUACCAUAUAUCGGCGGUACCUUUGGGCACUGUCUCCCUAAAAGUGGAGGCACCGCGUCAUCUGGAGGCAUCGCGGCAGUUGCAUCUGAUUCAGGGUGGCCUGGCCACGGAGAACGUCGUCUUUCACCUGAAGAUUAACGAGCAUGUCUUUGGACUGCCACGUUUUCUGUUCAUCCUGUUUGCCAGUAUUUUGAUCAUUGUUGGCGUGAUCGUCUGUGUGCUGUGCGCCCAGUUUUGGUUCUAUCGACGCCAUCGGGGUAACAAGCCGUACUAUAACUUCUCCCUGCUGCCGCAAAAGGGAAAGGAGCAGUUCGAUCUGGAGGAAGAUGAGGCGGGCGAUGAUGGGGAGACGGAGCUCUUCCGAUCGCCCAUUAAACGCGGCAUGACCAUACAGCCGUACUUCGACGAGGAACAGCUGGAGCGCAUCCUGCACACGGAUGACGAGGACGACGAUGGGCCGCACAUGGAGCCGGAACUGGAUGUGGCCGACGACAGUGGCGAUGAGAUAGUGAUGCUGCAUAAUCACGGGAACAAGCGCCGGCACUAGAUCCCUGAUGAACAAAUCUCAACUGUCCCAACCACCAGGAACCACUUGAUCCAUGAUCCAUGAUCCAUGAUCCACGAUCCACUGCAAACACACGACAACCACACACAACAUAACUGUGAUUCAAAACGUUUUCAAGAGAAACCAACGCAAGGCAUUGCUCUACCAUUUUUUUUUAAUUUUUGUGUAAUAUAUACCCUUUUAAUGUUACCUAAUCAUUCGAUGUACAAUGAUACGAUUUACGCCUGCGCUUUAAUGUUAGUGAACCUUGCACCUAUAAUGCAUUACGAUCGUCAGCUUUAAAUAGAGAAUGUUGUGCUCCAACCUCCAACCCACUCGGCGAAUCUCUCUUCCAUGCCCUUAUAGCCCGUUUAUAUGGCGAUUAUAUAUAUGUCCAGCCAAGCGUAAGCGUAACUUAACUUAAGACUGAGAGCCUUGCAACUCUAGCAAAAAAAAGAAAUGAAAAUAUGUGAGGAGAACGAUGAUGGACGCGACUCUUGCUAAUUAGUUGUAUAUUAAAGACCCUUUCAAUGCUUUACUACAAAAAAACCCAGCAAUGCAUAGAUCGUGGUUUGAGUUUGCUAUUUAUCUCCCUGUAACUUGAUUAAAUAUUUUUUUUGGUUUUGAUAUAAAAAUUAUACAUAUUUUACAAAAAUUUUAAACUGCUCAAAACCCCUUAGUAACUAAUAGAUACUGUUAUUAAUUCAUAACCUUUUUUUAAUCACUUCAAACUCAAAACUUAACAAAUAGGGCCCAUUUCUGAAUCUAAGUACUUAAUAAUUUAUUAAAUUUUAUUUAAUGGAAUCAAAAUUUGUCUGGACAAUUACCUGGCUUAAAAUUAAUCAAUAUUGUUGUUACAUAUAGUCCCAUAAACUCGAACCCUAUAUAUGCAUAAGUCUGGCUCAUGAAUUAUAAUUUUUCAAAGACGAAAAAACAUGCGCAGCUUGCUAGGAGAGAAUCAUAACAAAACCAGUUAACAGCUUUGUAAUAUUUUCUUGGAUAUGCCUACACUUUAAAAUACAAAUAUACACAAAAUAAAUUAUAUAAAAAACCAAUGUAGGCAAAUAUAUGUACUGCACGAUUUUAACUUUAUAGAGCACAUAACGACAAAACCGUAGAAGAUGAAAAGAAAAUGAAAUAAGUAUAUUUCACGAGGUGCAGCAUUUACUUAUAUAAAUAUACAUACUAUUAUACCUUUAUCGUAUACAUAUCCACAAAUAUGGCAAAUAUAACUAUGUAAGAAACUAUCUGAAUAAAAUAAUAAUGUACCUACAAA
Molecule: messenger RNA, 6064 nt
Organism: Drosophila rhopaloa
Lineage: Eukaryota; Metazoa; Arthropoda; Insecta; Diptera; Drosophilidae
Gene: svr
Product: carboxypeptidase D
Exons: 9
Coding region: 478-4791 (1437 amino acids)
Biological process (GO): proteolysis
Molecular function (GO): zinc ion binding; metallocarboxypeptidase activity
Source: RefSeq, a predicted model, not a curated record